Chlamydomonas reinhardtii is the source of this 3596-nucleotide messenger RNA. RefSeq lists its product as uncharacterized. The transcript has 9 exons. The record is from RefSeq and is a predicted model, not a curated record. The coding region runs from base 110 to 2968 and encodes 952 amino acids. NCBI's taxonomy places the organism in Eukaryota, Viridiplantae, Chlorophyta, Chlorophyceae, Chlamydomonadales, Chlamydomonadaceae.
GCGAACCUUGCACCUGAGACCUAGUAGGGGCAAGCGCACGUCGGGAGUCCUCCUGAGAACUGGCACAGUGAACGCCCCUCCCCGGGGCCUUAGGCGCCCUUAGAGCACCAUGGGCUUCACUCUGGGCCGCUACGUCUCGUUGAGCGUGCUGGCAGCGGGCGCAGUGGUGUACCAUGCCUUCGCGACACGCCAAUACUUCUACCGCAGCACGAUCUACCUCUCCUCGUCGAAGAUAGCGGUGGCAGCCAUGGGCAAUCUGGCUUUUGCGCUGGCGCUUGUGACCAACCAGCUUGUUAUCAAGCUGUUCCUGGGCAGCCUUCGUGACAUUGAGCAGGAGAUGAUCCGCGAGCGCCUGUCCAGCGCGGUGAUGGAGUCGCUGCUGGCGCUCACCAUCUUCCGGGAGGAGUUCUCCGCCUUCUUCGUGGCUAUGUUCGCCAGCCUGGUGUUCAUAAAGGUUAUGCACUGGCUGGUUCAGGACCGUGUGGACUAUGUGGAGGUGACGCCCAGCAUCAGCCUGCUGGGGCACGCCCGCAUCGUGGCCUUCAUGGCGCUGCUGCUGGCCGUGGACGCCGCGUUCCUGCAGUACACCAUCGCCGGCACCAUCGCCAGCAGCGGCCAGUCGGUCAUGCUGCUGUUCGCGUUCGAGUACGUCAUCCUGGCCUCCACCAUUGUGCGCUACGCGCUCAAGUACGGCAUGAGCAUGGCUGACCUGGCCAUGGACGGCAACUGGACGGGCAAGGGCACUGCCGUGUUCUACCUGGAGCUCAUCGCCGACCUGCUGCACCUGUUCGUGUACAGCACCUUCUUCGCCAUCGUGUUCAUGCACUACGGCCUGCCGCUGCACCUGGUGCGCGACCUGUACAGCACCUUCCGCAACUUCAGGUCGCGCAUGCACGACUUCCUCAGGUUCCGCCAGGUCACGGCGCGGCUGGACCGCUUCCCCGACGCCGGCGCCGACGACCUGCGCCGCUGCGACGGCGUGUGCAUCAUCUGCCGCGAGGAGAUGGCGGAGGCCGGCUCCAACAAGCGCCUGUUCUGCGGCCACGUCUUCCACCUACACUGCCUGCGCUCCUGGCUGGAGCGACAGCAGAACUGCCCCACCUGCAGAGCCUCCGUCUUCCGACGCCCGCCGCCGGCGGCGCCGGCGGCGGGCGCUGCGGCUGCGCCGCAACAGCAGCCGGCGGCGGUGGGGGCGGCGGCUGACGCGCACCACGCCGCGGCGGCUGCAGGCGCGGCGGCUGGUGCCGCUGGCGCGGCCGGCGACGCCGCGGCGGCCGUGCACCACCCAGCCGAGCCGCACGCAGCCGCUGCGGCGGGUGCCGCGGAGCUGCGGCACCGCCACCACACCCCGCCCGCCCAGUCCGCGGCCCCUGCAACCCCUGCGGCCAUGCCUGCGGCGAGCGCCACGCGUGCCGCGGCCACGCCCGCCGCCGCCGGCUCGUCCGCGCACGGCUCCGGGGCUGGAGCUUCCGGCUUUCCUGCGGCUGCUGCCAUGGCAGCCGCUGCGGCUGCUGCUGCUAACUCUUCAGCGCACGCGCCGGCGGCAGCUGGCGGCGCGGCGGCUGGUGCUGCCGGUGCGGGUGCCGGCCACCCGGCCGCCCCAUCCGUUGGCUCCAUGGCGCCGGCUAUCAAGGAGAUCCUGAAGCUGCACUACAACUCAGCCCAGUGGCUGCGCGCGGCGGCGUCGGUGUACCCCGCCCGCAGUCCGCUGCAGCUGGCCUACGUGGCGGAGCACAACUUCAUGCAAGCGCGCAUCCGCAGCCUGGAGGCCAUGGCUGCGCGCUACGGAGCCGGCGGACUUCCGGUCACAACCGGCGGCGGCGGACUACCGGUCACAACCGGCCCCGCCGUCGGCGCCCCUGGCGGCGGCGCCCCGGCGGCGGACCCCUACCCCACCAUCCCGCCGCCCUUUGCCGGCGGGCUGGGCGCCGCGACGGCUGUUCCGCCGCUGGGCGGCGCCGCUGGCGCUGGCGGCGCCUCCGCCUACCCGCCCAUGUGGUCGGCCGCCGCCGCCGCCACGGCGGCCGCGGCGGCGCCGCCGCCGUCGGCUCCAAUGCCGGCCGCGGCGAUGAUGGGGCUGUUCAACCCCAUGGGCUUUGGCGGGCUGCCGGGCGCCGGCGGCUUCGGUUUCCCAGGCGCCAUGUUCCCGCCGGGCCUGGGCGCCGGCGGCUUGGGGCCGCUGAUGAUGCCCAACCCGCUGGCACCGGGCGGCGGCGGCCUCAUGCCGCACCUGGUCCCCGUGCCCAUGCCGGCAGCCGCGGCGGCAGCGGCCGGUGGCGCCACGGAUGCCAGCAGCAGCAGCAGCACCGGUGCCAGCCCGUCUGUGGCGGGUGUGGCGGUGCCGUUGCAUCACCACCAGCUGGCGGCGUCUGCGGCGGCGGCGGCGGCGUCUGCGGUGGCGGCGGCCAUGUUCGGCGGCGGCAUGAUGCCCACUGGCGGCGGCAUGGUGUUCGUGCCGGCCAGGCCCCAGGCGCAGCAGCAGGCCGCGCAGCCACAGCAGCCGGCGGCGCAGGAGCAGAAGCCCGCAGCUGCAGCGGCGGCGCCGGCGGCUGAGCCUGUGGUGCCUUCCGACGGCGGCAACGGCGGGGUUGCGGCCAGCAGCGGUGGCGCUGCUGCCGCCUCGCCAGCCAGCGCUAGCAGUGUCCCGUCGGAGCCGGCGGCUGCCGCUGCUGGGGCCUCUACCGCUGCUCCUGCAACUGCCCAGCCGGAGGCUUCCCCAGCGGAGGCCAGCGCGGGGCAGGCGGCUGGCGCGAAGGUGGAGGAAGCUGCGCCGCCGUUGGCGGCAGCUGUGUCGGAGGCUGGCCAGGCUGCGAAGCCCGAGGCGGCGGCAGCGGUCAGUCCUGCGGAGGGGGGCCACACCGGCGCGGCUGGCGGAGCAGCGGAGGACGGCGCGGCAGCUGACGAGGCGGAUGCGGACGCGGAGGAGCUGCGGCGCCUGCGGCUGCAGCGCUUUGUGGGGCCGCAGUAGAGGCGUGUUGUGACGGCAAAAGCAAGGUGUAGGCUGUGUGUUAAACAAAGGUACGGUACUAGAUCUUCGUCGACAGUGUCGCCCUUGGCGUCUUGGCACUAGCGGCAAGCGUAGAGACGUGUUGUGUGUACGAGUCACACGAGGUUGCUCACAAGGAGGCAGUGGAAGGUCCUGGACUGCGGUGAUCAGGACGUGACGUGCAGGCUGCCAGGAAGGGCAAUUGCAUCGACACUUCAAAAGCGUUGAGGUGUUUUGAAUCCCUGCUUUGGCAUGCCGAAAGCUCAGACAUCGUACGGCCGUGUGGUGGGAGUGUGUGUAACAUGGAUACGGUAGAUGGGCUUUACCAACCCGGUGGGCGCAGGUCAAAUACGCAGCAGGCCCAGCCGCACAACUACUCGAACCAGCAGGAUGGUCCGCUGUGGAAAGGGUGGCCUGGAGACCUGGACCGACAGCUCGCACCGGUGCCGACUGCCGAACAUGGGUAUAAACACGCGGCAGGCGCUAUAAUGUUGCGGGUCCGGUCACGCAUGCUGGUAAAUGGCCGACAGUUGAAGGUGGGACAAUGCGCGUGUGCAAGCACGCCAAGCGGGGCGGGGCGGGGCCAUCAGUGCACGCAACGUCUCGUUAG